This is a messenger RNA of Suricata suricatta (meerkat), 4420 nucleotides long. RefSeq names its product G elongation factor mitochondrial 1 (gene GFM1). The transcript is spliced from 16 exons. Gene Ontology annotation, molecular function: translation elongation factor activity; GTPase activity; GTP binding. The record is from RefSeq and is a predicted model, not a curated record. Gene Ontology annotation, biological process: mitochondrial translational elongation. Gene Ontology annotation, cellular component: mitochondrion. The coding region runs from base 106 to 2043 and encodes 645 amino acids. NCBI's taxonomy places the organism in Eukaryota, Metazoa, Chordata, Mammalia, Carnivora, Herpestidae.
CCCGCGCUGGUUGCCGGCGUGACUUUGAAAGCGUCCAGUUGUGGGGCUGCUUGCUGAGCAGACCCAGAGCCACCGGGCCUUUACGCCGCUUCUGCGCUUGCCUCAAUGAGGUUGCUGGGAGCAGCUGUCGCCGCGGCCCUGGGGCGUGGGCCGCUUCCGCGGGUCCCCGCCACUCUGGGAUGGCAGGGGAAGCAGGUUAAUUGGAAAGUCUGCCGAUGGUGUUCAUCAGGGGUGAUUCCUAAUGAAAAGAUACGAAAUAUUGGAAUCUCAGCUCACAUUGAUUCUGGGAAAACGACAUUAACAGAACGAGUGCUUUACUACACUGGCAGAAUUGCAAAGAUGCAUGAGGUGAAAGGUAAAGAUGGAGUCGGUGCUGUCAUGGAUUCCAUGGAACUAGAGAGACAGAGAGGGAUCACUAUUCAGUCUGCAGCCACCUACACCAUGUGGAAGGACGUCAAUAUCAACAUCAUAGAUACUCCUGGACACGUGGACUUCACAAUAGAAGUCGAAAGGGCCCUGCGAGUGUUGGAUGGUGCGGUCCUUGUUCUGUGUGCUGUUGGCGGGGUGCAGUGCCAGACCAUGACUGUUAAUCGGCAGAUGAAGCGCUACAACGUUCCAUUUCUAACUUUCAUUAACAAAUUGGACCGAAUGGGCUCCAACCCAGCCAGGGCCCUGCAGCAAAUGAGGUCUAAACUGAGCCAUAAUGCAGCAUUUGUGCAGAUACCCAUUGGUUUGGAGGGUGAUUUUAAAGGUAUAAUAGAUCUUAUUGAGGAACGAGCCAUUUACUUUGAUGGAGACUUCGGUCAGGUUGUUCGAUAUGAGGAAAUUCCAGCAGGAUUCAGGGUGGCGGCAGCUGACCACCGGCAGGAGCUGAUUGAAUGUGUUGCCAAUUCAGAUGAGCAGCUUGGUGAGAUGUUCCUGGAAGAAAAAAUCCCCUCAAUUACUGAUUUAAAGCGUGCAAUCCGAAGAGCUACUCUAAAUAGGUCAUUUACUCCUGUCUUUUUGGGAAGUGCGUUGAGGAACAAGGGCAUCCAGCCUCUUCUGGAUGGUGUUUUAGAAUACCUCCCAAGUCCGUCUGAAGUCCACAAUUAUGCUCUUCUCAAUCAGGAGGGUGACUCAAAAGAGAAAAACAAAAUCCUAAUGAACCCAGAAAGAAACAGUUCCCACCCAUUUGUAGGCCUGGCUUUUAAACUGGAGGCUGGGCGAUUUGGACAGUUAACAUAUGUCCGCAAUUAUCAAGGAGAGCUGAAGAAGGGCGACACCAUCUACAACACGCGGACGGGAAAGAAGGUGCGGGUGCAGCGGCUGGUCCGCAUGCACGCCGACAUGAUGGAGGAUGUUGAGGAAGUGUAUGCCGGAGACAUCUGUGCAUUAUUUGGCAUUGACUGUGCUAGUGGAGACACGUUCACAGACAAAAAUAAUAGUGGCCUUUCUAUGGAGUCAAUUCAUGUUCCUGAUCCUGUCAUUUCAAUAGCAAUGAAGCCUUCUAACAAGAAUGAUCUGGAAAAAUUUUCAAAAGGUAUUGGCAGGUUUACAAGAGAAGACCCUACAUUUAAAGUCCACUUCGACACUGAGAGCAAAGAGACAAUUGUAUCUGGAAUGGGCGAAUUACACCUGGAAAUCUAUGCUCAGAGGAUGGAAAGAGAGUAUGGCUGUCCUUGUGUCACAGGAAAGCCAAAGGUUGCUUUCAGGGAGACCAUUACUGCCCCCGUCCCGUUUGAAUUUACACAUAAAAAGCAAUCUGGUGGUGCAGGCCAGUUUGGAAAAGUGAUUGGUGUACUGGAGCCUCUGGACCCAGAGAACUACACGAAGUUGGAAUUUUCAGAUGAAACAUUUGGGGCAAACAUUCCAAAGCAGUUUGUGCCUGCAGUAGAAAAGGGGUUUUUGGACGCCUGUGAGAAAGGCCCCCUUUCUGGUCACAAGCUCUCUGGCCUCCGGUUUGUCCUGCAAGAUGGGGCGCAUCACAUGGUUGAUUCCAAUGAAAUCUCUUUCAUCCGCGCAGGAGAAGGUGCUCUCAAACAAGCUUUAUUGCAGUGUAAUUGACAAAAUUCUAAGAUAUUUUAAGUGUACACACGAUGAUUUGAUAUAUGUAUAUAUUGUGAUACAUUCUACAACGACAGUUAAAUGAAAAAUCACCGAUUUUUCUAUGCUGGUUCUUGGCUGGAAAUUGGUAGCUUUCCUGGAGAUAGAAUUUACACAAAACCAGGUAAUCGGUAUGGUUGUCAGUUAACAACUAGCCUCAUCAUCUUUUUUAAUUGCUCCUGUAUGAAAUAUAACUAAAUGUAGAUAUAUAUGCCCAUAAUAUACACAUAUAUAUCCAUUAAAAUGGCUUGUAGAUGAAUGUUAACUAAACAGUUGAAUAUGUGCCUUUUGCUUUUUUAUUCAUUACAUGUGUGAGUUAUUUAAGGGUGAUUAACUGCCUGGUGGGUGUGCACUAGGUGGUAAUUGGCAAUUUUGUUUGUUUUUUGCCAGAUAAACAUGUGUAUAUAAGCAGGAUACUGGCAUGAGAAUGAGUUACUGUGCUGUUUCUUCAUCUGUUCUUUAAUCACCCGUGACUGAAAGAGAAAAGUGUAUGAGGGUGAAAGGAAGUUCUUCUUAGUUCAGUAAGAAAAUCAGCUUUUCAUGCAUAUCCCUCUCUUGAAUGCCAUCUGAGGGUUCGGGGGUGAGACGCUGAUUAAUGAGCCGGUACCAGAGGGGCCGAGGCUUACGGAGCUGUUCUCCAUUAUCAAAAUUGGAAGAAAAAUAGUUCAAAUUCUCACGUUUUCAUUAUGAAAAUGAAAACUAGAAGUGUGUUGAGUUGCAGUUUAAAUUUUGUCCCUGAGAUUAAUCAGUGAUGUAACUAAAACUGAAAUAUGAAAUUGGAUGUUCUGCUUGGUCACAGGUGUAACCAUUUCCAUCAUUUUCUGUGGCCAGGUCUUAGAGAAAGCACUAAGCUUGGUCUCCUCCGAAACAUCAUAUUUUUAGCCAAGAGAACUAAAAGCCUAGAAAUAAGGGUUAGCUCAUUUAACCUGACAGUCCUCUUCUUUGAUUUCCAUUACGUGAUGGGCUUUGAAUUUAAAUCGAGGCUCUGCUCCAUAUUUUUACUGUGUGGAGUUGUGCAAGUCAUUGGAAUUUCCCCCAGGCUGCUUGGAGAUAAUAAUUCCACCGUAUUAAAUGAAAGAAUGUAGAAUGAAAUAUAAGAAUGUAUUUGAAAACACUUGACCACGCAGACUUGGACAGUGAAUGCUAAUCACUCUUCCCUUCGUAUUACCUGUGACCUCGCACCGUGCCAUGCCACCUGUUCCCCAGCUUCUUUCUCAGAGUGGCCGUAAUAACACUUAUUGAUCACUUCUCUGCUGUGUCUUAUGCCGAGACAUGAUUUGAUAUGAAUUAUCGUAUCUUAAUGUUCACAGUGACCUUACACUUGAGGAAACCUGGGGCUCAGACAGUUCAUUGAAUGGCUCAAGGAUGCUUGAUGGCGGCGGGGCUGAGAGUUAACCCCAGACAAGAGCCCCAGCCCCGACCGCCACCUCCUGCGGCUUCUUCAGCCCCUGGCCUGGUGUUAUCAGUGGUAUUCCUUGUGGGCGGAAAGAAAAAUAGUAUCUCCUCUGCCCAACAGUGCAGUCUUAAAAGUUCCUAUGAUGAUACUGGUAUUUUUAUUUGCUAUCUUAAAAAAACCACAUGGAUCUGGUUGAGGAAAAAUGGCUUUUAAAGGUGUUGGCUGCCAUGUAAAUGUGAAUGUGAAUGUGGCAGGGCGAAUUAGCUCCAGAGGCUUGUCACGGGGUUUGAAGCAAGCAUGAGUGAGGACAAGAUUCUUUAGAAAUGAGUGAGCAGGUGAAUUGAGGAAGAAAGAAGGAGUAAACAGGAGAGGAGCAGAAUGUGAGAAUAUGAAACUGAGAUCUGGAUGGGACCCCCUCAAUCAUUACGUGAUGGGCACUGUGUACUCAGCCCUUAGUUCCCUUGACCCUUUUACAGUCUAGCUCUUGUAUGUUACUGACCUAUUGGAAAUACCGGACAGUGUGUACUAAAUCUUAAUAUUGUCUGCACACACCUUCCUGGCUGCCUUUUUCUGCAUUAAUUGCAUUUAUUUAGAGCCAAGGAAGCUCUGCUGUUGUGAUAACCCAAGACGUCAUGAGAAAUAGAGCAGUUUCUGCCAGGGAGAGUUGUCUGUAUGGGGUUCUUCAGGGCUUCGGUGAUGGCCCUUAGGCACAUGCAGCAUUCAGUUAUUUCUCUUUUUUAGAACAAAAUUCACGAAUUAGGACCAAUUAUUCAAAGGUAGGUCUGAGCUUUGAUUUGAACUAGAGAAUAUUUCAAAGAGAUCCAAGUAUAUUAAAUUGCCUUCCUUAUAGUUAUUGCUCUUAAGCUAAUAGUGUCUUCAGGAGAAGGGCUUGACUGAGUAUACAAGAAUGAUUGCUAAUUAGUUAAUUAUAAACAAAUUAAU